Anopheles gambiae (African malaria mosquito) is the source of this 12478-nucleotide messenger RNA. RefSeq lists its product as uncharacterized. NCBI's taxonomy places the organism in Eukaryota, Metazoa, Arthropoda, Insecta, Diptera, Culicidae. Gene Ontology annotation, biological process: DNA integration. Bases 5491 to 6414 code for a protein of 307 amino acids. The transcript has 4 exons. Gene Ontology annotation, molecular function: nucleic acid binding. The record is from RefSeq and is a predicted model, not a curated record.
UCCAACGUCAAAAACUUCGAUCCAUGCCACAGGGUACGGAUGAACCGGAUCUUAAGUACGUGCGACGUGUAGCGGCAGUGGCUAAACUUUGUGGGUACGUGAACGAUCAACUCGUGGAAACAGUGGCUGAUGUAAUUCAACACAAUGCCAAUAAUCGUAAAGUGCGAGACGUUGCUAGAAAAGCUGCUCGUAAGGGAAGAUCCCUUCAAGAACUUGUAGAUUGGGUACGGAGUACGGAGAUAGAAAAGCAGGCUGAGGAGAUUUUUAGUAAGAAUCAUCCCAAGGAAGACAUGGCGAGUGUAAUGGCAGUGUCCUAUGCAGACCCUCGAUUCCUACGCAGAUCAACAUCAGACUUUCGAGGACGGGGUCAUUUUCCGCGGAAUCGAGGAGGAUUUCAUCGUGCGAAUGGGCCUAGUUUUUAUACGACAAAACCUUGUUGGCGUUGCACAAGUACGGGUCAUCGCCCAGAUAGUUGCUUCGCUAUAGAAAAAUUCUGUCAUCGAUGUCAAACAAAGGGCCAUAUUCAAAGAGCGUGUACAUCUCAUGGUACGAAGCGUGAAAACAUUGAAGAAGGAGAAAAGGCACCCUUACCAAAAACACGAAAAAUCGCAGCACUGACGGCUGAAUUAGACGAGCAAGUUGUAAGUGCGGGAUAUGAGGGCUCUAAUCCUUCCUGAAGGGGUCACAUUAUGUUGUUCACUAUUUAGAAUAAAUUAUGAUUAGAAGUUCUUUCGUUGGAAAAGAAAAUGCAAUUUGCCUUGUGUAUUCAUACUUAUUUUUUAAUUUUAGAAUAUUGCACCAAAUUCACCAGGGAGCAACGCCAUCAGAACAAUAGGCGGGGGCACAUUCGGACCAGUAAGUACUAGUGUUCAGCGGAUCUGUUAUCCACAGACUAUUGCAGAAUCGAAGGACAACGCAUGUGCAGCGAUUAAUCCUGCUACAGCAUUAUUUAACGGUGCAUCAGAAGGAAAAGUAAAAAAGGAAUACGUGAUGUGCUCAUUGGACCGGCUUGGUAUGGAAAGCACAGGUUCUGUUAUAGGUUCUGUGGCCGGAGUUGCUGUUAAUUUUUUAAUAGAUUCGGGUGCUGAGGUGAACACUAUCGGGGACGGCGUUUUCAAUCGGCUGAUGAGUGAUCCUUUAUCUCACCCAAUUUACGCCAUAAAGGAAGGAACUGACAAACCAUUGAAGGCAUACGCAACUACCCAGCCGAUAAAGGUCGUGGCUUCUUUCUUAGCCGAAUUUACCAUCACAGCAGACCGCCCUUGCUUGCUUGAAAAAUUUUAUGUGGUUCCGGGAGCGAAAGCACUGUUAGGGCGUAGCACAGCAACUAGGUAUAGCGUAUUACAGCUAGGUCUACAGGUUCCAAUAAUAGACUCAAAAGAAAUGAAACAUGUUACAAGUCCACGAGAAACGUGUGCUGUAGAAGUGCAAACGCAUUUUCCAAAGUUUAAUGUGCCACCGGUAUUGCUUUCCUAUGACAGAAAUUUGCCACCAUCAAGGAAAGUGUUUACAAACAUUCCUCCGGCAUUUAAAGCAGAGGUUGAGAUGAGGCUGCAGGACUUAUUCUUCUUCUUCUUCUUCUUUGGCUCAACAACCGUUGUCGGUCAAGGCCUGCCUGUACCACUAGUGGGCUUUGGCUUUCAGUGACUAAUUGAUUUCCCCCCAUAGCAGGAUAGUCAAUCCUACGUAUGGCGGCACGGUCUAUUUGGGGAUCGAACCCAUGACGGGCAUGUUGUUAAGUUGUACGAGUUGACGACUGUACUACGAGACCGGAAGCAGGACUUAUUAGCAUCCGAUAUAAUAGAGAAGGUAACCAGUGGCAUGGAUAAAUCGUUUUGCUCGUCACUAUUAGUAGUGCCUAAGGGUAAACAGGAUAUUAGAUUAGUUGUAGAUUUGAGAGGGCCAAACAAAUGCGUCAUAAGAACUCCUUUUAGGAUGCCUACUUUGGAAGAAAUACUUGCUAGACUUCGAGAGGCUCACUGGUUCUCAACCAUCGAUCUCACCAACGCUUUUUACCAUAUCGUUUUAGACGAGUCGUGCCGACACUUAACAAUUUUUUUCUCUGGGAGCGAUACAUAUCGAUUCAUACGUUUACCUUUCGGCCUGUGCAAUGCUCCAGACAUAUUCCAGGAAACUCUGCAGACAGUUGUGUUAGGAAAUUGUCCCGGUACGGUGAAUUACCUUGACGAUAUCCUCGUAUUUGGGAACACGAAAGAAGAGCAUGAUAGAAAUCUUGGUGAUGUUUUAUCUCGCUUGCGACAACAUAAUGUUAUGUUAAACCCGGCUAAAUGUGUUUUUGGUAAACAAUCCGUAAAAUUUUUAGGCUUCCUUCUUUCUCACGACGGUUGGCGUAUUGAUGAAGAUAAAAGGAAAGCUAUUGCAGGAUUCCGCAAGCCAGAAACUGUUCAAGAAAUGAAAAGUUUUUUGGUUCUUAUAAAUUUUAUAGAGAAAUUUACUCCCAGCAGAGCCGUAUUCUCUCACGAAGUCGCAAAAAAGGCUAAAAAACACUAGGACGUGGAAUGUCUUUAAAACGUUAUAAUAAUAUCAUUUAUUCCACUCAACUACACGUAUACGAAUGCUCGAUCGAUCCGCUGAUCGAUCGCACGAAACCCACGAUAGCCGAUUCCCCAGGAUGCUAAGAGAGAAUUUACGCACAAAAUUCUCUCUCACGCACGCUCCCACAUGACGUAUCGAUAACCUGACGUGGGGACACGAGGUUAUCGGGUCAAAGUGCGUUUCGGAACGCAAGCGCAAUCUUUCGAAACGCAUUCGAAUGAUGCUGUUCAAAACCGGUGACCGUUUCGCCGUUGACGGUUUCGAACCUCAUCGAUUUACAUGACCAGCGGAAAGGACAGAAAAGUUGAGAGCACUAGCAAAUUCAAAUACAUUUUAUUGGACGAAGUAUGAUGAUUUUGAGUUCGACGAGAUAAAAAGAAAUUCAAUCGCAAAACUAGGAUACUUUGAUCACAAAGAUAGGACGGAGUGGACGGAUUUGUGGAUGCCUCCCCACUUGGAUUAGGAGCGGUACUGGUUCAGUUCGAUGAAGUUGAAAAGCCUCGAAUAAUAGCUUGUAUCUCGAAGUCGUUAGCGAAAGUAGAAAAGCGUUACCCUCACACACAGAAGGAGGCGUUAGCUAUAGAAUGGGCAGUCGAGCGAUUUAGUUAUUACCUUACGAAUAUCAGUUUUACCAUUUGGACUGAUUCGGAAGCAAACAAAUUUAUCUUUGGCAGCCAAUAUAGAUCAGGGAAAAGAUCGGUUACACGCGCAGAAACGUGGGCCCUUCGUCUCUUACCGUUUAAUUUCCAAAUUAAAUGUAUUCCCCGAGAUCAGAACAUUGCGGAUGUAUUGUCUCGCCUGAUAAAUGAGUCUCAAGUAGAUGAGCCGUUCGACGACGACAACGAAAGGCAUAUGUUAUACGCUCUUGAUACAGUAUCGGACAGAAUGAUAGGACCAUAGUGUUUUCAACGCAGCAUGCACCCGUUGGGACAGGUUUAUGUGUGGUUUGUGUGUUUGUGUUUGUGUGUGUGUGCAUGUGUGUGUAUGUGUGUGUGUAAAUGUGUGUGUGUAUGCAUCUGUGUGUGUGUGUGGGUGUGUGUAUGUAUGUUUGAAUGUGUAUUGGUGUGUGUGUUUGUUUCACAAGUAUGUCGUUUCGGAUAGAUUUGUUAGUAGUUUUUUUGUGUUUUGGGUUAGGUUUUUGUUGUAAUUAGCAGGACCACCGCCCUCGCGAGCAGUGAUCCCUAUUCAAAAAUGCAAUAAGCUCAGUUUUUGAUCUUAUUGCCGUCGCCCACGAUGACAUUUAUCAUGCGUUGACGCAUCGACAUCACCAGAUUUUGGAUCGUUUUAGGUGGAAUUUUGCUCCACACCUCUUGCAUGUGAUCGAAGAGGUGAUCCAGAUCUUCCGGUAUGUUUUUACCCAGCCUCUUCUUGAAUAUUGCCCAGAGGUUCUCAAUGGGAUUGAGAUCCGGGCUAAGGGCAGGCCACUUCAUUGUUUUGACAUUGUUGUCAGCAAGCCAAGUUUGGACAGUCCCGGAAGUAUGCUUAGAAUCGUUGUCUUGCAUAAACAUCCAAGACCGAGGAAGGUUCUUCCUAGCAUGCGAUAGCAAAUGGGUAUCAAGAAUGUCUCGAUACCCAAAACGAUUUAAAUUACCGUGGAUUCGAACCAACGGACCCAUCCCAUAGUAGGAGAAGCAUCCCCACACCAUGAGACUACCACCGCCAUGCUUGAAAGUUUUGAAGGAGUACUUCGGAUCAAGAGCACAAUUAACAGGGCGCCGAACCAACCUGCGUCCGUCCGACCCCUGUCGAUUGAAUUUCGACUCGUCUGACCACAAAACCCUGCGCCAAUCCUCCUCAUCGGAGAACAUGUGCUCAAUUGCAAAUAACACCCGUGCGUUUUUAUGCGCAGGUGUUAAAUUGGGCACUUUGCGUGGCACUCGCGCGAGUAGCCCGGCACUGACCAAUCUUCGCUGAACUGUUCUCGGCGUCACCGCCAAUUUCAGUCUGCCUCGGAUCUCUGGUGCCGAGCUAAACGGAUGUUUCUUCGAUAUGUUUAUGAUCUUACGGUCUUCCUCCUCCGUGGUCUUACGAGGACGUCCGGGUGACUUGCGCGUUUCGGUUGUCCGAAGCGCGUUUGCCACAAAGGUGCGCGAUCGUUCCAUCACGAACUCGAUCGUUCUGCGCUUAAUGCCAGCAGCCGCCAUUCGCUUAAUGAUAUGGCGCUGAUAAUCGGUACAAUGUUUACCUUGACCCAUUGUUACUAAAAUUGCUUGCUUAGACCGUCAAGAACACACUGGUUAAAAACUUGGACACGACUGAUGCCGUGCACUGCCUGCGUUCUGCUUUUAUACGCGAUGAAUCACAUCGUUGUCGAGCAGCAAAAAAGCGUAUUGAUAAAAACUAUCAAUGAGUAAGCGAGUGAGCAUCUACCCAUUCAAAACCAGAACAGGCCAACGAAAAACGCCCAUUGAAAAGAACACCUGCGCUCUUGCUCAAUGCACACACAAAGUUUCCCAUGCGCACACAACGUUUAACGCAGAGAUGCACGCAUGCCUUUCAAUGGCGUGCACUGGUGAAACAACUGUGAGGGAAUGCCAAGUUCAUUGCUAUUGUGCGCGUUUUCAUUUCGCACCGGUGUCGUAUUCACAUUCAUGAAACAGCACACCUGCGUUCUCGUCCGAGGAACAAGCGCUGCUGUCGAUGCAAACUUUAGCUUUUAUCCAAGUGUAAACACACGCUGUUUCACAUGAUAACACACAUAAACAGAAUGCUUGCAACGCAAUAUGAAACCAUGUCAAGCUACGUUUCUUCACACAAAAACCCGCACACACACACACACACACACACACACACACACACACACACACACACACACACACACACACACACACACACACACACACACACACAAACACAAGUAACGUGGCAAAACAAGUGCACGGUGCGUUGAAAACACCAGGGUUCUAUCUUAAUGUCCGAUACUGUACGUUGAAUAUGAGUAUGUCAUGGUCAGAUAUCGAGCUUGCAUCAGAAGAAGACGAAGAGUUAGCAGAAGUACGGCUAGGUAUAAAAUCAGGCAAAUGGCCACGGCAUCUGAGUCGUUUCGAAUGUUUGUCAAAGCAGCUGAGGACCCUUGAUUCCCUAGUUUUCAAAGACGAUCUAGUUGUUUUGCCUAAAUCGUUAAGGGAAAAGGCAUUGACUACAGCACAUGAAGGUCAUGUGGGCAGCAGCGCCACCAAAAGAAUUCUACGGGACCAUUUCUGGUGGGCCAAUAUGUCUAAAGUUGCCCAGAUUUACGUUAGUAACUGUAUGACCUCUUUAUCCAUGUCAAAGAGAAAUCCACCAGUCCCAUUAAUAAGUCGAAUUCUUCCGGAAGGGCCUUGGGAGGUACUACAAAUUGAUUUUCUUUCAGUACAAGAGUGUAGCUCAGGUCAUUUACUGGUUUGCGUCGAUACGUACUCUCGUUUUUUGCACGUUAUGGAGUUAAGGCUUAUUGAUGCAAGUUCAACCAAUGCAUCAUUAUGCAAGAUUUUCAAGACAUGGGGUUUACCACUAGCUAUCCAAAGUGAUAAUGGGCCUCCUUUUCAAAGUAAAGAGUUUAUAGAAUUUUGGGAGCAUAAGGGAGUAAAGGUUCGUAAGUCCAUACCACUAAGCGCUCAGUCCAAUGGAGCUGUUGAACACCAAAAUCAAGGUAUUAUUAAAGCAAUAGCUGCGGCGAAAAUAGAAAAGCGAAAAAAAACUAAAAUAUUCCAUUAUUGCUUUUUUACUUGGGAUAGUUAUAUCGUGCCCGUAUCCCCUCAGGAUCCGAUCAUCGAGUGUAAACCGCCAGGCACCUUACACCAAGUGUCAAAGUGCUGUAUACAACACAACAACAAUCCUGCUCUUUGUAUGGGAGUUAGAAAAUCAUUAUUAAAUUAAGUUUAGUAUAACAUCUGAACGAUUUUUAAAUCUUAAAACCUAUUCUCAUACCACCAUAAGGUUCAUAAAUAUCGUCAGCUGAAUUUAAUAGACGGCACAUACAAAGAAGGGGGUUGCGAGAGCCAAAUGUUGUUCGGGUUUCAGCGACUGCCAGCAUUGGUCGGCGACGGAGUAUUCUGUCAGGAACAUAGAGGUGAAUCCUUGAAAGCAGCUCGGGACAGUCGAUGGUUCCGUUUAAGAUUCCCGUGAUAAAUGCUAGUCUGGUGUACUCAACACGUUCGGCGAGAGGCGGGAUUCCAAGCAGCAAACACCUAGUUCUGUAGUCGAGACGACGCGGCCAAUUACGAAGGGCAAAGCGCAUUGCCUUCCGUUGGAUGGACUCUAGCCGCGCAAGUGCCCGAAUAGAUGCUGGCCACCAAACAAUGCUAGCAUAUUCCAGCAGUGGUCUGAUAAGUGCGCAGUACAGUGUCUUGAAACACAUAGGAUCACGAAGCUCGCGCGUCAUGUUUAUGACCAAGCCAAGUAGACGAUUGCCACUAGCGACUACUUGGUCUAUCUGUUCUUCGAAGGAGAGUUUAGCAUCUAGGAGGACUCCUAGAUCCUUUACACAGUUCACUCUUUCGAGGUUCUGACCAUCAAGCGUAUAAUUAAACAGCGCUGGAGCUCUUGGAGCGCGGCUGAAUGAGAUUAUGGCGCAUUUAUCGAUACAGACGCUUAGUGCGUUACGCUUGCACCAGGAGACAAAUUCAGUCAAAGCGGCUUGAGGUUGACGAUGGUCCUCGGGCUCACGGAUUUCACGAUAGAUUUUAGCAUCAUCUGCGUAGAGUAGGCAACUAUUAUCCGGGAGUGCCGUGCACAAGUCGUUUAUGUAGAGCAGAAACAACAGAGGCCCCAGGUUGCUGCCCUGGGGUACGCCGGAAGAGGCACCGAUAGAUCUAGAUUGGUGGGAGCCCAUUCUAACUGCAUAUGAACGACCACAUAAAUACGAUUUCAUCCACUUAACCAGGGAUGGUGAUAAUCCAAGUCUAUCAAGUUUUGCCAGAAGAAUGUUGUGGGACACACUGUCAAAAGCCGCCUUAAUGUCCGUGUAAAUGACAUCAACCUGCAUACCAUCAUCAAUGGACUUAUAACAGCCGCUAACGAAUUGCAUCAGAUUUGUCGUAGUUGAUGUCUUAGGCAUGAAUCCAUGUUGGUUGGUGCUGAUGUAUUUGCCGGCAGAUGCUAUUAAUGGUUCAUAGAUGAGGUGCUCGAAUACUUUGGCGCAGGCAGCUAAAGAGGUAAUACCUCGAUAGUUCACUGUUUCGUUUUUGCUGCCCUUUUUGUGGAUGGGUGUUAGCCAUGAGACCUUCCACAGUGAUGAAAAGGUUCCUGUACCGAAUAGUCCCGGGGAGGCCAGUUGACUUGCGCAUGUUGUCGGCAAAGCUCCAAAAGCGGCGAGGGUACUUUCGCAAGCUUCGUUCAGUGUGGCGUAUAUAUCGACGAUAGCAGACUCUAUUAUAACGUCGAUAAAGUGCAUGAACACCAUUGUAGUAAAGCCGACACGGUGUGGACCGACUAACGCGCAAAUAGUCAUAAGCGGCUCGCUUUGCUUUUUUUAGGGCAUGCAAUGUGCGGUCACCCCACGGCGGUCCGCGAUGGGGCUUUUUAAUAGGACCACAUUCACGCAAUGCGGCCCGCAUAAACUCUGAGAAAUCGUUCGUGGCAUGGUCAAUGGAUGUAUAGUUAGAGCAUUCAAAGGAUUGGUUGAAGGAGCAGAUCAGUCUCUUGAGUUUAGUAAGGUCAGCACGUGCGUAAUUGAGCUUUAUUUCCGUAACAGUGGUAGCGUGUUUCAUGGACAAUGCUGUGAUUUCCAAAUCAAAUUCGAGCGGUGGGUGAUAGCAGUCUUUUGGCAGCAGCGGGUGCUCGCUGACGCGUACGAGCGAAGAAGUUGUUGCACUUGACCAAUUUCCGUAUGCAAGGUCUAAAAUGCGCCCCAUAGAGUUAGUGUUGUUAUUAAGUUGGUAAAGCGCAUUAUGGUGCAGUCCAUCGACGAAUUGGGCGCUACGAACUGAAUUAGUAUGAGGUUCAAAAAACACAAAAGGGGUUUCAUGAUUCGAUUGCGCAGGCGACCAGGAAAGAAUGGGUUGGUUAAAGUCUCCCACGAGCACGAAUCUGUCGUUUGGACCUAGUGUGUCGCAAAUGCUGUUGACGGUGUCCAGUAAUGCAUUUAUUUUUCCUUCCUCCGUGCUGUGGUUGGGAGGAAGGUAGGCAGCAGCAAUGUAUAAUCGGUACGUCGGGAGCUGAAUGCAAAUGCAAGCGAAUUCAAGUGUUUGCGCAAGCACUGGAAGCGCAUGAGAGCGGAGAGCGGAACUCACCGCAAUUAGUACUCCACCGCCUCGAGAUAGAGAGCUGUUUGCGGCAUUUCUAUCGCAUCGAUAGACACAGUGCGCCUCGCCAAAUAGGAGAGCUGUGGGAAGGCUGGGAUCGAGCCAAGUCUCAGUGAGUACCACAACAUCAUAGUCCGCUUCUAAGGCUGCGCUCUGGCUCCAAUCGAACACGACAACCGACUCGAACAAACCCAUAUAAUCAUAUGGAGGUGCACUGUCAGACACAAACAAGACAAACAUGUCAAAUCCCAUACCGUAGCAAUAGACGAUGCGCAAUCUCAGAUUGCGCAUAUAUUUAUCUGUCAAACGGGUCGGUUUGAUAUAUUUAUCUGUCAAAAAAAAUUAUAUAUCUCAGACAUAUAAUCAUGAAGAUUUAUGCGCAAUCUUGGCGCAAUCUGAAAAUGUAUGGAAAUGACGUUUAUAGCUCAGGGUUGGCUACGUCAAAUGACUUAUGUUUUGAUAAAACGAAUAUAUGCGCAAUCUGAGAUUGCGCAUCGUUUAUUGAUACGGAUUACAUUCGAUGUCGUGUUCGAUUGGUGCUAGAGCGCCGGGUAACACAGUUAAACGGAACUCAUCAGCUUUGGAUCGUAAACCUCGCCCGUUCUGAUAGUAUACAGUUAUAGACGUGGAACGGACAUUGAGUGGUAUGCGUGUGUAGGUUGGUGCAUGGUCAUCGGUGAGAGAUCGUGUCGUUGACGUGUUGUUAUUUCGUGUAAACAAGUGACUAGUCAGAUUCAGUGGCACAGUGCCUUUUGAGGAAACAGUUGUGUGAUUGUUACUUAAGAAAAAAGUGUUGAAUAGUAGUUUGGUGCAUUUUAACGGUGUUUGGUGUAGCUGUAGUUGUUUUUGGUGGAGCAGGCGAUAUUAAGGUACAAUUCAUAUCGGGUGAUAAUUGUACAGGGUGCAUCGGGCUAUGUCGAACAGGUAUAGGUGUGUUUGUGUUGGUAAGUUCAGGACGAUGGUGAGACGGCCUUUGCGGGAGUGAGAUAAACUCACGCACACCGAGCCCGACCGGCCAAGAUCCUGCGCAUACUAAAAGCAAUGACGUCCGUGGUGUCCAACUGUGAUUUUACCAUCGACACUACCUGGUCAACGGUGACGGUUUUAGCUAACUUAAACAGAUGUAGCCACAUAUAGUUUGUUCUUGGUAGUUGUGACACGGUUGGGAUCGACGUGGUGGUGGUAUCGGUUCCUGUUAUUAUUGGUGGUAGUGAAGGGCGAUUUCUUUGGUGAGUAUUGUCGGUGUUUGUAUUUACAGGGUAUAGUGGAGCAUUGUCAACAACAAUGGCUUCCGUGAAUGCAACAACGUCACGGAACAACCUUCUACGCUUUCCACUCGGGAGGGCAUCUGGGGGCGGUACGUUGAAGCGUUCGCUAGGAGCUUGGUGAGCCGCGGCAAAACUGGCAAAGCCCUCACGGAUGCCAUGGAUGGAUUGGAUUUGGAUGGAUGGAUUUAACUGCUUUACUAUGUGGGUUGCCAAGAGCAUUCGAACACCCUACACAGCUCCAAUGAAGAGAUGCCGUCCGUUUUACCUCUUCGAUCACAGUGAAAGAUAAUUUAGUGCACGCUGAGUGAUAUACAGCAUCACAGAACGAGCACAUAAUACCACAUUCAAGCGAUUCAAGUGGCACAGAGCAGUCACAACAAACUCCCUCCAUUUUAGUUGCCGUUGCAGAUAGAUGCCACAGGACUCAGGAACAAACGCAGGAAUACAGCAAAGUCAGGAAUGGUUGUGACGAACAAUUGAAGGCAGGACCACCAGAGACAGCCUAUGUCACAGCUAAGCGGCAGUUUGACGAAAAUUAGGCCUAAACGACAAAAUAAUUCACGAAUUCACGCGGAACACAGUGAGAAAACACACUUAGUCGACAGCUGUCAACUGUCAAUGCAGUGCCUAUCGAUAAUAUUCCGAAACCGGCAGAGCAAACCAUCAAUGAAAAGCCAAAUAGUUCGUCACCUAGUAAUGUGCAACCAAUAGUGCAUGAUAUGGAGCAUUCACCUAUCCCAGCUGAUCGUACGGCUCAAAACAAUGACGUUCAUCACGAACACAGCUCAUGAAGCAUACGCACACAAGAAGCAUCAGCCAGUCGCUAUUCGCACACUAACACUUCAUGUAAUGACCACGCACGCACUAACACAGCAACUCACUUGAAAAUGUUUUCAGUUCGCGAUAUUAAAAACAUUUCACAUGCCAAACCGACUGACACUGCUUUGAAACCAUGUGAUAUACAUUUUCACUACCAAAAUGUUAGAGGACUACGUACCAAACUCACAGAAUUCGGAUUGAACACAUUGGACGCUAAAUAUCAGAUAACAAUACUCACCGAAACCUGGCUUGACAAUUUAAUUCCAUCAUCGCUACUGUUUGACCCGGGCUAUUCGGUGUAUAGAUGUGAUCGUAGCUUGUCCAACAGUAUGCAUACUCGUGAUGGUGGCGCACUGAUCGCAUGCUCAUUCUUAUUGAACACCCGUGAACUCACUCUACCUAGUAACUCACUUGAGCAAGUGUGGGUUACCGUUCGCCUUUCAUCUUGCACGAUAUUCAUCGGGACUGUUUACAUACCUCCUAAUCGAGCUAACGACACAAAUACUCUUACAUCUGUGAUUGAAAGUUAUCAUGGUCACCAUCGCAACAAACAUUUGGUCACUCAUCAUCGUUCGCGCAUUAUGUGGCAAAUUCAUCAUCUUCGGUCAGAUCCCGGUUUUUGGAUGAAAUUAACGCUAGCGAUCUUUAUCAAAUAAGCUGUAUCAAAAACUCGCUUAACCGGCAGCUCGACUUAGUAUUCGCAAAUUUUAUUGCCGCAACUUACUGCAUCGAUUUGCACCCCUGCCCAACACCACUAAUCUCUCCUGACCUGUACCAUCCAGUCAUCGAUUUAACGGUUCGAAUUCCAAGCACAAUGCCUAAUCCUACACUGACUCAGGCAAGUAGAUCUAGGAUGAAUUUUUAUAAAACCAAUUUUACUCGGCUUGACGAGCUCACAACCAAUUUUAAUAGCCAGUUCAGAAUUAGCCAGUUUAAUUCUGUUGAUGAAGAUGUAUCGAUAUUUAUACGCUUUCUUUUAUCCUCGUUUGAUUCAUGUGUACCAAUUAUCACACCAAUGAGCGGCCCUGCUUGGUCUGACCGCCACCUAAAAAAACUUAAAAGAGCUAAGGCAGCUGCAUUAAAAAAAUAUACGAAGAACCGAUCACAUGUUAACAAAUGCAUAUUAAAUGAAACAACUCGCUUGUACCGUAGUUACAAUAAAAUACGCUACGGUGGGUACUUGUCUCGGUUGGAGAAGAAUUUCAUCAAAAGGCCCAAAGCUCUCUGGAGUUGUCGUAAGAAACGCAGUAAUACGAAUGUGACACCUAAAUCUAUUUACCACAAUGACCGAGGUGGUUCAACUGCUUCAGAUAUUUGUGACAUAUUUGCGUGUAGAUUCGAGGAGGCAUACACAAUCUCAACUACUGACGACAAUAUUAUCACCAACGCUUUAAUUAAUACUCCUAAUGAUGUCAUCGACCUUAAUUUUGUUGCAACAUCAACUGAUCUUUGCCAUAAUCCUGAUUGCCAUAACAGAGCUGCCAACAUCAUCUGUUUGACAGAUAAACAAUGCGGUGUGACGGGCCUAAAGUGCGCAUCAUUUUCUUCUUCCUUUUUUCUCGUUCUCGUUAAGACGUGAAUAAACUCGAUCCUAUUAUUUUGUAUUGUGAA